This is a messenger RNA of Ictidomys tridecemlineatus (thirteen-lined ground squirrel), 381 nucleotides long. Lineage: Eukaryota; Metazoa; Chordata; Mammalia; Rodentia; Sciuridae. The record is from RefSeq and is a predicted model, not a curated record.
AUGCCAGCCAUUGAUCUCUCUCCAUGUGAUCUUCAAGACCAUUUCUGUCUUUGUAAGGCAAAAUAUAAAGAGGAGAUGGUGGCUCAGGGGCUGCCAAAUUAUUCUCAGGACUCAGUGACUUUUAAGGAUGUGGCUAUGGACUUCACUCAGGAGGAGUGGACUUUGCAGGACCAAACUCAGAGAAACUUCUACAGACAUGUGACACUGGAAAAGUACAAUUGCAUCCUCCAAGACUGGAAGGAUUGUGUUGAUACCAAAUUGUUGGCACCUCAGCAGUAAACUUUGCAAGGAAAAACAUCUAAUAUGGUGGAAAUGGAGGGAAACCACAUGGGAGAGGAACUAUUUAGCCAAUGUAAAAAUGCCUUGAGUGAAUACUCAUAA